AAAGAAACCAAGUCUGGAACACAAUGAUUGAUUUGAUUAAUCACUUCUUAUAAACUCACUUUUUUUUUCUUCUAGCGAGCUCUCUUUUAGAAAUCAAAUCAGAUAGAGAGAGAGAGAGAGAUCCAUGGAGGGUCUUCAAAGAUCAACCAUCUCGUUCCGUCGGCAAGGAUCUUCCGGUAUAGUCUUUGACGAUCGUCUCAUCGCGGAACUUAACAAAUCUGGCAGCGGCGGCGGCAGCAACGAGCAGAAAGACGAAAGUCAACGCGACGAACAACCCAAACCGUUGUCUGAAAGCUCGGACCAACAACAAAUCGUCAAACCUAUAACCGCUGCCGGAGAGGAGAAAGACAACAAGCUCAGACCUAUUAAAACCGGCGGAGGAGGUAUAGAGAGGAGUCGAUCUAACGGCGGAGGAGCUCAACGACAUCACAGAACAACCGGAAGAGUGUCUCCGGCUGUAGACCCUCCGUCUCCGAGGAUUUCGUCAUGCGGUUGUUGCUCUGCUUUUGGUAAGAAUCCGCCGGGGAAGAAGAAGGUUAACAACCCGAGGAAAAGGCCGCCUAAACGUAGAUCGAGGGAGAUAGAGGUAGGCGUCAGGAUUUAAUCAAACAACUCAAUCAUGAGAGAAACAAACAAAAGAAAAAAAAUACUACUAGUAUACACUUUUGUCUUUGAUCUUUCUUUUUUUUUUUUAAUUGAUUUUGUAUGUGCUCUGUUGUGUGUGCUCUCUGUUAUAAAAACCUUUAAUUUGAUUUUUCGAUUUGAUCAAACAGACUUUGGUGUAUUGUAUAAAUUAUAUAAUCUGUCUUUCUUUGUUUUCGUCGGACAAUUUCCA
Messenger RNA from Camelina sativa (false flax), 835 nucleotides. The record is from RefSeq and is a predicted model, not a curated record. NCBI's taxonomy places the organism in Eukaryota, Viridiplantae, Streptophyta, Magnoliopsida, Brassicales, Brassicaceae.